Molecule: messenger RNA, 4754 nt
Organism: Coregonus sp. 'balchen'
Lineage: Eukaryota; Metazoa; Chordata; Actinopteri; Salmoniformes; Salmonidae
Source: the annotation of a GenBank genome assembly
AUGAUGUCCCUUUGGAACAACCAAUGCUAUUAUCCAAAUGAGAACCUGAACAAAGGUAGGCCUAUAAUACAGCUGAACUCGACAUAGAACUACUUUACUUUAUUAGUUCCACAUGGCAGUCAUACAACUGAAAUAUAUGUACAUUUACAUACACAUAAAAACAUUGGGGUUUGAGAGACAUAAAGGCCACCUCUAUCCUAUAUAGGCCUACACACACAAAACAUUGCAUAACGCAUAUACAGUAUUAAGCCUAGACUACACACCACAACACAAUAUAGCUAUGAGCUGCCUCACUGUCAGUCAUCAUGCCACUAAUUAUUAAUAUUCUGUCCUUUAUUUUAGACAAUAAAACCAUACUCUAUUAUGGUUUGCACAAUCAAGGGGCAACCUGUUAUUUGAACAGUGUGCUGCAGGUCCUUUUUAUGACUAAGGGCUUCAGAGAGGCUGUGGAAAGGUUUGGAUACUCCUACUCUUAUGUCAUAUUUUCUGUUGGAAAAAAAAAUCACAAAUAAAGAAAGCUAGGAUAUUUAUGGGAAAUUGUCAAAAGCUUUUCAAAAUGGAUAACAAGCUAUACACUGUGGGAGAAAGGCUACUUGGUCACUGUAUCUCUCCCUAGUGGCUGUAAGAGUGUAUUUAUUGGCUAUUGCCAGUAAUAAUAUGAAUCUUAACUGCCAGGAAGUUAUUAAGAGAUGUUGCCAAUAAAUAUAACUAAUUAUAGUUCUUAAAUGUCUCCUUACAGCCAAGAGCAGGAUAAUGUUGAACAGGAGACUUUAGAUCUUCAUCUGAAAUGUUUGUUUGAGACUUUAAAGAAAAAACAAGCUCACACUAAAGAUGUCACAUCGAAACUGGGCAUUGAAAAGGGUAAGUCAAGCAAAAGUAUCAGAGCUGAGAAGUAAUCUGCAUUUUAUGUAUCAGCAUAGGUGUACAGGUACUUUAAUAGCACAGUAUUUGAUGAUACAAUUGAAAAUAGUAUUCUUUGAUGUAUUUGUAUUUGUAUUUAUUAUGGAUCCCCAUUAGCUGCUGCCAAGGCAAAAUUAAGGCAGUUAUACAAUUUUAAAACAUUAUAAUACAUUCACAGAUUUCACAACACACUGUGUGCCCUCAGGCCCCUACUCCACUACCACAUAUCUACAACACAAAAUCCAUGUGUACGUGUGUGUAUAGAGCAUAUGUUAUCGUGUGUGCAUGUGUCUGUGCCUAUGUUUGUGUUGCUUCACAGUCCCCGCUCUUCCAUAAGGUGUUUUUUUAUCUGUUUUUUUAAUCUAAUUUUACUAAUUGCAUCAGUUACUUGAUGUGGAAUAGAGUUCCAUGUAGUCAUGGCUCUAUGUAGUACUGUGCGCCUCCCAUAGUCUGUUCUGGACUUGGGGACUGUGAAGAGACCUCUGGGGGCAUGUCUUGUGGGGUAUGCAUGGGUGUCCGAGCUGUGCGCCAGUAGUUCAAACAGACAGCUCGGUGCAUUCAACAUGUCAAUACCUCUCAUAAAUACAAGUAGUGAUGAAGUCAAUCUCUCCUCCACUUUGAGCCAGGAGAGAUUGACAUGCAUAUUAUUAAUAUUUGCUCUCUGUGUACAUCCAAGGGCCAGCCGUGCUGCCCUGUUCUGAGCCAAUUGCAAUUUUCCUAAGUCCUUUUUUUGUGGCACCUGACCACACGACUGAACAGAAUGACGUAUUGCCUGAAUGAGUGUAGGUCUACCAUUCAUUAAAUCAUUGGGUGUACCAUUGAUUGUUUUUAUUGCCUCCAAUGCAGUGUUCGAGCAAGGUGAUGCUGCUGAAUAUUUUGAGAAGAUUUUAAGCAAGGUCAAUCCGUAUGUGUCUAAGGUACUGCAUUGCUCAACAUUGAAUUGCCCAUUUAAUGUAUAGAAGUUAUGAAAUGACAAGACUGACAAAAGUUUGUUUUUAGAUAUUUCAAGGACAUUUGAGGCACACCGCCACCUGUUCUGUAUCUGACCAUCAUGUGAACAGUGAUGAAGUUGGUCCGUUUUGGACUGUGCCACUCUCAAUGGAAGAUAACAACUACUACAGUGUGGUAGGGAAACGCCUACUUCACCUAUUAUUGCAUCUCUAACAUGUUCUACAUACAGGGCUAUCAAAUACUUCAAAUGCCAUGUAGUAUGCAAUGUGUCUUAUGGAAUUUAAUUGUAGUUUGUAUGUGUAUAUUUUGUAUUGUUAUUUUUCUUAAAUUAAAAGUAUCUUACAAAAUGUUUUUACUGUACGUUGGAAUUUGAGGAAAAAAGCAAAUUAAUUACAUUUAAACUUAUAUUGUAUGAUAAUAAUGCCAACAUUUUAUAUUAUGUGACAAAUUGGUUGAGGCAAAUAACACUGUACCGUUGGGCUGCUGACAUUAGAGGUGCAUGAUACAAUUUUGUUUGUUUUUUCAGAGGGAUGGUUUUGAGGAUUUUUUCAAGUCUUCAACUGUCAGUGGUGACAAUCAGAUGUACUGUGACUACUGCGAUGGGAAAACAGAUGCAAUCCUUGUGAGUAAUGGUAUUCAAUCCAUACUCAAUCAAUAUCCUAAAUCGAUAAUUGUAUCAAAAGCUUCUUAAAAAGGUAACACUGUGAAAAAUACUAUGUUACUGGGUCUUCUUCUAGAGGUGUGAUAAUAGUGUGUUUUGUGUCUCCAGGCAUGUCAGAUGGUACAUCCCCCAGAGAUUCUAACUCUGCUCCUCAAGAGGUUUGAGUUUGACUACCACAGGAUGUCAUAUGUCAAAAUUGAGAGCUAUGUGGAGGUGCCUCGCACAUUACAGAUAAAGGUAACUAUAAACAUUUCUUCAUUGAACAUGUUAUUCUGUUAUACAUUUUUUUUUCAUUAGGUUGUAUAACUUACGUUAAUUGCCUUUUAAAAAGAGAGAGAAUAGUAGCAUUGUUAUAUGAGUUUUCAGUGUGUUCCUUUAUAGCCCUCCUCCUCUCUGUACCUUUCCCUACUUUUGACCCUUUCUGAAAAAUAUCAGUGGUUUUCCUGUUCAUGGCGGCCCUUUUGAUUUAUCCAAUGUCUCUGAACAGAACUGUGACUAUGAACUCUAUGCGGUUGUGGACCAUGUGGGAAGUCUAAGAGGUGGACAUUACACUGCUAAAAUCAAGCCCUAUGAUGAUCACAACUGGUAUGUGUUCGAUGACAGCUACGUCAGACAGGUAAGGGAUACUUUUUUAAAUCUAGUAUAUACCACCCUGCUAGUUCCUUGACAUGCAUUCCAUCCCUAGUUAUAGUUGAAUGCAUUGUUGCUCAUCUCUUACAGCUCAAUUCAAACCCAUUUGAACAAGAUGAGAGUUUUAGGUAAAUAUAGAUGUGGGUGUACUUUAUUUGCAAACUUGUGUCCGUUUAAUGAAGUGUAAUUGUCAAAUUAGGAAGGCCUUGAAGUAUCUAAUUAUUGUUCCAUUACUGUAGGUCCCAGAGUGCGUACCUGCUUAUGUACAGGAAAUGUAAGUGAACAAAUAUGAACUACUUUUUUUUAUCUAUGUGGUUCUACUUCUCCAUAAGGUCAAACAUCCUCUAUUUGAUAAAUCACAGUGAACCUGUGUUACUUACUUCUGUCACUCUGUCAUUUUCCCUCCGUUUCUAAGUGGAUGCUCCAGAUCGUCAGAUGAACCAUGGAACCGACCACAAAAGUUCACUCAGUAACUCACAACUCUCUACUCCUUCCUGUUCCUUUGACAUGGGAGCCAGCGGAACAAGAGAAGAAGAAGAGAGAAAAGUUCAAUCAAAUCAAUCUAUCAAUCCAGUUGACUUGGUAGGGGGAACAGAAGUUGUCCCAGAGGAAAGACAGAAUGAUGAUGGAAAGGUUGUUGAUAUGAUAAGACAGAUGAACAUAAAAGAUAGGAGUGGAGAGGAUUGCGUUGCAGCUACUGAUGAUAAAGAUAAUGAUUUUAAUGGAGAGAAAAAACAGAAAGGGGAGGAUGAUGUUGUUGGACAAAAAGAACGGGAAGGUGAAGUGGUCAAUGUUGAGAUGCAAAUGAAUGAUGAACGGAGCAGGGAAGAGGGUCAUGGUAUGACAAAAGUAUCAUGGUGUAAAACUGGAAGAAAAGGAGGAAGGUGGACAGAAUCAAAGAGAUAAGGCAAAGAAAAGGGAGGAUAUUGUUGUGGAUGUUGUGGAUGAAGCUGGACAGAAUCUAAGAGAUAAUGUCUUGGAAAAUGGAACAGAGGGUGAUGAUGUGAUGAGAGGAAAGGAUGUGGUUGUGAUGGACAGAGAUGGACAUAAUCAUGAGAUAAAGAGGAAUAGAGAUGGUGCAGCAAAGACAAAGCCAGAUAGAAUAAUAGAUGACACUGGGGAUGAUAGAAUGGCAAAAAGAAAUAGUGGUGAGCUAAAGACAAUAGAGGUUGAAGUGGCAAAGUUAGGAGAGGAUUGGGAUGUGAGAACGAUGAGUCAAAAUAAACACAGUAAAUCUCCCAGUUCCGUUAAUACGUUUCAGAACAGACUGACAGACACCCCAGAGAAGACACCAACAUGUUGUGGCUUGAAGAGAAAAAGAGACAGAGGGGAAAAGAGAAGUGAGCAUGACAAUAAGAAGAAAAGGGAAUUGGAGAAGAGCAGAGAAGAUGAAAAGAAGGGUAUGUUAGGAGGACAGAGUAGAAAAGAGACAAAGAAGAGUAUGUUAGGAGGACAGAGUAGAAAAGAGACAAAGAAGGAAGAGGCAAAUAGAAAGAAAGAAAUAGAAAAGAGAAGAGAGGAGGAAAAGAAAAGGGAAAAAGAAGAGAAAAAGAGAAGAGAGGAGGAAAAGAAAAGGGAAAAAGAAGAGAAAAGAGAGAAGAGAGGAAUUUAA